AUCACAUCACCGCUGAAAAUUCGAGCUGGACGGAGCGUCUAUUAAUUUGUUGUUCUACUAAAAACUCAAAGCUCAUUUCCGCUCGUUUUCAUUACCGGAUAGUGCUUAUGAGAUCGGGCCGGACCGGUUAUCAAUUGAAUAAUAGGGCGGAAAGUACAGGCAAGCAUGAGGAUUGCACAUCUUUCUGUUGAAAUGCAUCAGUUCCGCUGGGCUGCCUCGUGACUCCAGCAGUGACCGAGAGGAGGAGCGCGGCGCAGGCAGUCGAUGAUCCGGGCCCCCGUCACCUCUCGUCCGCACCUCUGAAGCGCUCAUGCACCCCUGCUGGAUCAGGAGGACAAGAGGCAGCUGCACGGCGAGGCGCUGAAAUGAGAUGAGGCUCAGACAUGGAACUGUUGCCACGGCGAUUGUUUUCUUCACCUCGUUUCUCAGUCUGUCCUGGUACACGGCUUGGCAAAAUGGCAAAGAAAAGUUGGUAGCCUAUCAGAGGGAGUUUCAUGCCCUGCGGGAGCGGCUGCGAGUGGCAGAGCACCGGACCCUGCAGCGAUCCUCUGAGCUCAACGCCAUCCUCGAACAGUUCAGACGGGCCAUCGCAGAGACCAACGGCAGCAAAGACGCUCUCGCCAACUUCUCAGAUGAGACACAGAAGUUGUUGAAGGAGCUGGCUCACAGGAAGCCCCUCCAGGUGCCAAAUAUCUACCACCACCUGCCUCACCUGCUCAAUAAUGAGGGCAGCCUACAUCCUGCUGUACAGGUGGGCCAGGGACGUACCGGAGUUUCCAUGGUGAUGGGCAUCCCAACCGUGAAGCGGAAAGUGAAAUCAUACCUGUCAGAAACGCUGCAUUCUCUCAUCGAUAAGCUCUCAGCAGAGGAGAAGCUUGAUUGCGUCAUCAUAGUGUUCGUGGGAGAGACGGACAUAGAUUACGUAAACAGUGUGGUUGCAGGCCUUGAGAAAGAGUUUUACACAGAACUGAAUUCUGGGUUACUGGAUGUCAUAUCGCCCCCUGCCAGCUACUAUCCAGAUUUCAACAACUUGAAAGAGACCUUCGGUGACUCAAAGGAAAGGGUGAAAUGGCGGACCAAGCAGAACUUGGAUUAUUCUUUUCUAAUGAUGUAUGCCGUAAACAAAGGGGUCUAUUACGUCCAGUUAGAAGACGACAUCGUUGCCAAGCCCAACUAUUUUGCCACCAUGAAAAACUUUGCCCUUCAACUCGCCACUGAAGACUGGAUGAUCCUUGAGUUUUCACAGCUGGGCUUCAUUGGUAAGAUGUUCCAAGCCCCAGAUCUAAAUCUUAUUGUGGAGUUCAUCUUCAUGUUUUAUAAGGAGAAGCCCAUAGAUUGGCUGCUGGAUCACAUACUCUGGGUCAAAGUUUGCAACCCAGAGAAAGAUGCCAAACACUGUGAGAGACAGAAGUCUAGUCUGCGCAUUCGUUUCAGGCCCUCCUUAUUCCAGCAUGUUGGGCUGCAUUCCUCCCUGGCUGGAAAAAUCCAGAAACUCACGGAUAAAGACUUCCUGAAACCUCUACUGCAUAAGAUUCACGUGAACCCACCGGCUGAGGCGUCCACCUCUCUUAAAGUGUAUCAAGGCCACACACUUGAGAAGACCUACAUGGGCGAGGACUUCUUCUGGGCCAUUACACCAAUGGCUGGAGACUAUGUCCUGUUCAAGUUUGACCGACCCGUCAACAUGGAAAGGUUCCUGUUUCGCAGUGGGAACCAGGAGCACCCUGGAGACAAAAUCGAGAACACUACUGUCGAGGUCCUGCCUUUCUCGGAUGCUGAAUUGAAGACCAAAGAGAAAUACAAACGAACAGAGGAUCGGUUUUAUAAAAUUGCUCAGUUUGAGAAAGGAUUAGCAGAGGGGACGGUUGACCCUGCCUUUAACCCUGUGGUGGCUGUACGCCUGACUGUCCAGAAGGACUCUGCUGUGUGGGCAAUUAUAAGCGAGAUCCAUAUCAAGAGGAUACCUGGAUAACGACCUGCAAGUCCCCACUAGUUAAGGCCCUCGUUGGUCAUCUAAGUUGAGAAGUGCUGCUCGCGUCUACAGCGGUUCUAGAGUGACAGUGACUGUCAGAGUGCAUGGAAGGAGCCAAUCACAAUUUCCCUUAAAGAAACCAACUUGUUUUAUUUUCAUCUUAAACUUUACUCUUCCUGUGUCUCUUUUUCUCUUCUGCUUGCCUACAUUUUCCUUUUUUGAGUCUUUAGACUCAGAUUAGUUUUUUAUUAAUAUUUUAUUUGACCAUUCCCUGAAUUCUGCUGCGUGAAUGUGACUACUACUGUACAGAAAAAAAGACACUUUGUGAAGGAAUGUUUCAAGACACUGAACUUGUGUCACGAAGAAUUGCAAUCAUUGCUGUCACGAAGGACUGAUUUGUAGGAUUCAAGGCUGAACCAGUGCUGGAGAAAAAAAUGAUGUUCCACACUGCCGUCAUGGACUAUAAAUGACCUCGGACCCUAGGUCAGACAACCACGGCUAGAUUUCAGCUGAGAGAUGGAAUGGGACGACAGAAAUGUUGGAAGCUUUUGUUUUCUUAAAUGAUUUUUUUAGGGAUGUUGAUGUUGGCACUCUGUUAAAAACUGGUUUAUUUUUUAUUGACUGCUUUGUCAAAAUCUUGAAACCUAUUUCUAAAAACAGAAUGCAUAUCGUAGACCUAUACCUAGUCCACAAGAGUGGCUUUUCUUCCUUUGUGUCAGUUUAUCGUCAACCAAUCAAUAAUGACUUUCAGUUCGAAGGUUUAUUUUGCUGUUGUUACUAUUAUUAUUAUUAUGAUGAUCUAUGAAGGUGAAGUAAUUUAUUUGAAAUAAAUUUUUAAUUUGUACAAGAGGUAAAUGCUUUUAUUUUAUUUUCAGCAGAAAUGUAUGAUGUGGCAGAGAAUUUAUUGCUUUUGAGUGAUUGUGGCUCAAAGUCAAGUGAAGAAACUGGUUCAUGUUUGUUCUUUCUGUAGUUCUGAAGGGUGCAGGGCCGCCCACCUCUGUGCCUUAAUAUCCAGCACUCCUAAGGGGCCUGGAAAAGGACUGCCUUGGAUCAUACAAUAGAACUUUUGUUAUAUGCUUGAUUUGACUGAUAGAGCAUGGCAUGUCCAUAUUUCAUAUUCAGAAUAUUUCAUGUUUCCAGUUGUUCGUUGAGCUUGGACAUUGUUCAUUAAAAAAAAACAAAAAACUCUGCUUUCAUCUUGUCAGUAAGAAAAUGUUUUUGAUUCUAUAUUUGAUGCUAUACCUUUAGAUUAGCGAGUCUUGUGUAGGCCCAGAUGUAAUCUAAAGACCUUUUUGUCCAAUUCAAAUUUGCUGCACUGAUUUUGGGAAAAAAAUAUGUGGGGUGAAUUCAAAUGUGAUAAAAAUGUGUUAAAUGAGAGUACUUCUCUCUUUUUGGUAGCUGAAAGCAUAAUCAAAUUGGCCGAAAUAUUUAAUCAAAAUAUUUAAUAAAACUGGUGUGAAGGAUGUUUAGAACUUGGUAAAUUUUGCGUAAGUUUGCACUGAUUUCUGCAGGCACAGAUUCUGUGUGGGCCUGGUGAUGAGCAAAAUAUUACUAGAACCAUAGAUUAAAAAUGGUGAAAACCAGAAAUUGAAUAGGAAAACUAAACUGAAACGUCAACUAAUUAUUUUCUGUUGAUAUUCGGUGUGCUGCUUGGUCAGGAUUGGAUGUUAUACUGUGGUUCUAAUGUAUUUAGCUUGUAGUUGAAUUGAUAGUGAGGUGUAACUACUGUACAAAUUUCCAAAGUGCUUUCAUCUCAUGUGAUUGUAUAUAUCUUUAAAAUGAUUUUCGUUCAGCCUGAUAAAAUGUGUCUUUGUAUAACCCUUUAUGCUACAAGCAGAGACUUUCAGAACACAUCCUUUAUUGUUACAAUAUACUCUCCCUAUUUUUGUGACUACUUUGGGCUGGAUGUGAACUGUAGAACUUGACCAGUUUAUGUUGAACAAGACAACCAGUGUACUGUCAUGAGUUUGUUUACAGUUUAUGGUCUCUUCUGAGAGAAGAGACUAAAAUAAGUGAAGAGCGCUGAUUCUGAUCCUUAAUGUUGUGUAACGCGAGUUCUCUGGAAUGGGCAGUGAAUUUCACUAGUCCAGACAAGUGUUUUGUCAUAUUGCUGCCUUGUAGUCAGAUUUGUGCUCAAUGAUCAAUACUCAUGACUUGUUUCCAAACCUGUUUUAACACUCAGAGAUGGAUUGUUCUCUGCUGCCCUCUAGACGAACUCUCAUGGGCCACUUUUCCUGGACGAAUCCGGGUUUAUCUGCCCAGAUAGCACACGUACAUCUCUGAGAUGUCUGAUUUAGAUCUUUUCAUCUGGAGAGCCUCACAUUCUAAUUAGCAUCUGCUAAACAUCUUAAAGAGAUCAGAUUUACAAACAUUCUAAAUACUAAACGUCUCAAAGGCAUCUGCUGAAUGUCUUAGUGACAUCCGAGAGGAAAUGUCUUAUAGAUGUAUUGCAAAUGGGCAAACAACCUAAAAAAUAUGUCUUCCAGAUGUAAAAACACACAUCAAUUAGACGUCUGUGUGAUGAACGUGUGCUAUCAGGGUGGGAUCUGCAUUUAUCCAUCUUGAAAUCCAUCCUUAUAGCUUACAUUUCAUGUGCCUUCAUCUGUCUUUCUCCAGCUCUGACAUUGAUUUGAAUAAACUUCCGAAAUAAA
Myxocyprinus asiaticus (Chinese sucker) is the source of this 4623-nucleotide messenger RNA. Its product is annotated as alpha-1,3-mannosyl-glycoprotein 4-beta-N-acetylglucosaminyltransferase A-like. Gene Ontology annotation, cellular component: endoplasmic reticulum-Golgi intermediate compartment; endoplasmic reticulum; Golgi stack. Gene Ontology annotation, molecular function: acetylglucosaminyltransferase activity. The transcript has 16 exons. The coding region runs from base 371 to 1972 and encodes 533 amino acids. NCBI's taxonomy places the organism in Eukaryota, Metazoa, Chordata, Actinopteri, Cypriniformes, Catostomidae. The record is from RefSeq and is a predicted model, not a curated record. Gene Ontology annotation, biological process: protein N-linked glycosylation.